GCAGCGACCCUCGGCCGGCAUGGCGGCGGCGGCGGCGCGUAGCGUUUGGGGCGGGCGGCGACACGUAGCGCUCAGGCUGCCGCCAAGAACCGGUGUUCCCUGGAUCGCUUCGGCCGCCGCCUCCUCCUCUGUGCCAACAACCAAACUGUUCAUCGAUGGGAAGUUUGUUGAGUCCAAGACCACAGAAUGGAUCGAUAUCCACAACCCAGCCACAAAUGAAGUGGUUGCUCGUGUACCAAAAGCUACAACUAGUGAAAUGGAGGCAGCUGUAACUUCUUGCAAAAAGGCUUUUUGGAACUGGUCAGAAACAUCUGUUUUGAGUCGCCAGCAAAUCUUCCUGCGUUACCAACAGCUCAUCAAAGACAAUCUGAAAGAAAUUUCAAAACUCAUCACCUUUGAGCAAGGGAAGACCCUGGCUGACGCUGAGGGAGAUGUGUUCCGAGGCCUCCAGGUGGUUGAACACGCUUGCAGUGUGACAUCUCUCAUACUGGGAGAGACCAUGCCCUCCAUCACUAAAGACAUGGACACUUGCACCUACCGUCUGCCUUUGGGUGUGUGUGCUGGCAUUGCACCGUUCAAUUUCCCAGCGAUGAUUCCUCUCUGGAUGUUUCCCAUGGCUAUGGUUUGUGGAAACACAUUCUUGAUGAAACCUUCUGAGCGUGUGCCAGGUGCACUCAUGUUCCUUGCCAAGCUGUUUCAAGAUGCUGGUGCCCCAGAUGGGACUCUGAAUAUCAUCCAUGGACAGCAUGAAGCUGUGAACUUCAUUUGUGACCAUCCGGAUAUCAGAGCUAUCAGCUUUGUGGGAUCUAAUCAGGCUGGCGAGUACAUCUACGAAAGAGGAUCCCGGAAUGGCAAGAGAGUCCAGGCUAACAUGGGAGCAAAGAACCAUGGUGUGGUGAUGCCAGAUGCCAAUAAAGAGAACACCUUGAACCAGCUGGUUGGAGCUGCCUUUGGAGCAGCUGGCCAACGCUGUAUGGCCCUGUCUACAGCAAUUUUAGUGGGAGAAGCACAGAAAUGGUUGCCAGAGUUGGUGGAAAGAGCCAAAAAUCUACGUGUAAAUGCAGGAGACCAGCCUGGAGCAGACCUAGGGCCUCUAAUCAGUCCCCAGGCCAAGCAAAGGGUUUGCCACCUGAUUCAGAAAGGAGUAGAAGAAGGUGCCAGUCUUCUUCUGGAUGGACGUAAUAUCAAAGUGAAGGGCUAUGAAAACGGCAAUUUUGUUGGACCAACGAUCCUUGCCAAUGUCAAGCCAAACAUGACUUGUUACAAGGAGGAAAUCUUUGGACCUGUCUUAGUGGUUCUGGAAGCAGACACUUUGGAUGAUGCAAUUGAGAUGGUGAACAAUAACCCCUAUGGAAAUGGAACUGCAAUCUUCACCACCAAUGGAGCCACAGCUCGGAAGUAUUCUCACUUAGUAGAUGUGGGGCAGGUGGGUGUCAAUGUUCCAAUUCCAGUACCUCUGCCCAUGUUCUCUUUCACUGGUUCUCGUGCUUCUUUCAGAGGAGAUACAAAUUUCUAUGGCAAACAGGGAGUGCAGUUCUACACACAGCUGAAAACUAUCAUUUCUCAAUGGAAAGAGGAAGAUGCCACUGUUACCAAGCCUGCUGUGGUUAUGCCAACUAUGGGGAACUAAAUCAGCCUUUAAAGAUGCUGUCUCUGGUGCCCCUCUCUUUCCAUGUUGCGAUUGUCCUGACUAUCAUGGUUUCCUUGGGAAUAAAUAGAAAACUUCAUUUUCUAAGGGCCUCUUUUUCUAUGUAGAUCAGGCAAGUUUAAAAUGCACAGUCUGGGUUUUCUGUUGCUGUGAUUGUUUUUGUAUAACUACAAGGAAGAAACUAUCCUAUCUAAUUGAAAGGGAAAAUGGAUGGGCUUUACUUUGUGUUUCUUUCUAGACCUUCUGAACAUGAACGUUAUUCUGCUUUCGGCUUCAGUACUUCUAGCCUUAGCGAUUCACUACCGGCUACAUCUUGUAGCAGUUUUCUUUACCACUUUCUUACAUGUUGAGAUUGUGAGCUCACCAUACUCAGAUGAGUAUUCACUUUGAGUGAUGUGACUGGGACACUUUGGAUGUGUCACAGAAGUGACUUCUACGUACAAUGAAGACAGUAAGUUUUGGAGUUGAAACUGUCAGUCUUUCGUCAAUUGAGGAAUUCCCAAAAUACCUGGGAAAUAUCCUUCUAAGGAUUUUUUGGGGAAGCGCAUUUGAUCACUUGUCUAAGGAUAAAAUAAAUACCUGCAUCACAUAGUAACCUUCACUGUGCCUCUUACAGCUGGAAAUUGUUCCUGUUGUGCACAUGGCUUGCAUUCUCCAGCUUACUAUCAGUUCCAUUAUACCUGGAAGUUGGUUGGUGCCUUUUUACUAACAGUAAUGUGCCUGCAGAUCCUUUAAAAUAGUGGAACUAUGGAAGCAGAAACACGUGUGUAUGUCUUGCAUCAUAAGAUCAUGUCAGUCUAGUUGGUAGGAAGAAUAGGUAAACAGGUCAGUAGGAGGAAACACAUGAUUUAAUCACAAAGCAAUUAGGCCUGUUCUGUGUGUUUUCCUGAAUAUAAAUGUAUUUUUUUUGUGUGUGUUUGAUCAACUCUGUCACAUUUGCUCAAACACAGUUAUGUCCUCUAGGGACUGCAGAUCCCAGUGCUAGAGAUGGGUAAGUCUUGCUAUACCCUGUUCUUAUACACGCAUUUGGAGCUGGAUAGCCUAUAUUUUUAUUCUUGCUUCCUAGAAGAUGAAGCCAUGAGGGGGGGGAGGGAAGGGGAAAAUCUGCAGGGACUUCAUUCAAGUACCCAUGGAAAAUUGUACUAUUGUAAAUGAUUGUAAUCAUUACUUGAUCUGAUUAAAAAAAUCUGAAUGUGAAGACUCUGUAUCCUGCCUUCUGAUAAAGAUACAAUGUAACACAUGCUUAUUAGAGUAACUACUGUUGAUCCACUAAUGUUUCUAUCUUAUUUUGUUGGUUUUUUUUUUUUCUUCUGCUAUACUCUAGAGGGAAAAUUCUCACCUUGCAAUUUGAGUAUGAAUUAAAAAUUUGCUAAUCACUGCAGAAAGUGAUUGCUCCUUGAUAAGAUAUUCUAUAGGUGUUCUGUUGACUAUAUUACCCUCUUUGCAGAGGCUGGUAUACCAAUUUCUUUUGUAACCUCUGUAUAAAUCCUUUUUUAAAAACAAAACAAAGCAGCAUUUCCAGAGCUUCUGUAGUCAUUUCCUCAUACAGCAUUCCAAGGAAUGCCUUGGUUCUAUUUCCACAUAUCUAUUAUGUGAUCGCAAAAGCUCUUAAGCUCCAUACACUUGACUUUAUUGCAAACUGAAAAUGCAUCUUUAAUCAAGUUACCACCCCAGUGCUGCAUUCAGCAGAUAAGAGAUGUAGAAUUGCAGCUUAGCUCAAAAGGUAACUCGCAAAGUGAAAAUUGCAGAUGAGUCUGUAAGUGCUGUGGAAGUUGUUCCUGCUGAUGCCAUACGUACUGCUGCCUUACUCUACCCGUAGUGUUAACAUCUGAGUACAUGGAAGGAUUACUGCACAACAUGACGACUCAUAAUUCAGCCUGCUGUGUAAUGAAUAUCUGGUUGGAAGAAAUAUUUUCUGUGCUGAAAAGAUAAAAUAUUCUAGGUAAAUCACUAAUAACACCUUGACAUUCAUUCAUAUAUCUGGGAAAGGAAUAUAAAGUAAUAAUCUGUACUACAGUCUACAGGCAUUUGCAUUCAAAUCACUGAUUUUCUUCCCAAUCAGUAUUGCUAUUCUGACUUUUCUGUUCAAAGCACAACCUCUUUCUUUUAUAAAUUCUGAGACUUACUUUGAUAGCAAAAUUAGUCUUUAUUACAAAGCUUGCCUGCUGGAUGGAGAUCUGCAGGAGUCACUGCACUUCUUCCACACUUGUCUGCAAAUUCAUUUUCUGAUCAUCUGCAUUUCCCACAGCAUUUUGAAAUCAGAUUAUUUUAAGUGCAUCAGGAAUACAAAUUUUUUAUCUGCCGUUUUUGUUAAUUAAACAUCUUUUUAGAUCAAGCUGCAGAUUCUCACUGAUCAUGAUGUACAUGCUUCAUCUCAUCUCACUACUAUUAUGGCUUUUCACCCGCCUGCUUGUUAUCCUUUUUAAUUAACAUAUGCUAUACAAGCUAAAGAAUAUCUUCUGUAUUAUACAAAAAUGUAAUCUCACUAUGAAGGAUUUCAAAUUUCUGCAGUCUCUAUUAAAACACAAUUUUAUAGUUAA
This is a messenger RNA of Lagopus leucura (white-tailed ptarmigan), 4188 nucleotides long. RefSeq names its product aldehyde dehydrogenase 6 family member A1 (gene ALDH6A1). The record is from RefSeq and is a predicted model, not a curated record. Gene Ontology annotation, biological process: thymine catabolic process; L-valine catabolic process. The coding region runs from base 20 to 1630 and encodes 536 amino acids. NCBI's taxonomy places the organism in Eukaryota, Metazoa, Chordata, Aves, Galliformes, Phasianidae. The transcript has 12 exons. Gene Ontology annotation, cellular component: mitochondrion. Gene Ontology annotation, molecular function: malonate-semialdehyde dehydrogenase (acetylating, [NAD(P)+]) activity; methylmalonate-semialdehyde dehydrogenase (acylating, NAD+) activity.